Molecule: messenger RNA, 966 nt
Organism: Arachis duranensis
Lineage: Eukaryota; Viridiplantae; Streptophyta; Magnoliopsida; Fabales; Fabaceae
Exons: 1
Coding region: 1-966 (321 amino acids)
Source: RefSeq, a predicted model, not a curated record
AUGAUACAUUGUCCAUGUCCUUUGUGUGAGUUCCGGCUAUUCCAAACUAGAGAGGAUGCAUACGAUCACUUGCUGUUAAAACCAUUUCCUGCUAAGUAUACUUUUUGGUUACAUCAUGGGGAGAGACACGUAGGAGAGAGUGCUACUGAGACACAAGAAACUGACCCUGGUAGCGUCUACCGAGAUCCAAUGCGCGACAUGGUUCAUGAGGCAUUCAACUUUCCAGGUUCUGUUGUUGAUGAAGAUGACUCGAGCAACAAAGAUUUUGAGGGGGAUGCCGAAGAGUUUCCUUAUUUGUACAGCAAACCUAGUCAGGCGGCCUGUCAUUUUGAUGAGUUGCUUAAGGAUGGAGAGCAGGAAUUGUAUCCGGGUUGUGCGAAAUUCUCGAAGUUGGCUUUCUUGGUCAGGCUAUACCAUAUAAAGUGCAUGUGCAGCAUGAGCGACAAGGCAUUCGGAAUAAUACUAGAGUUACUGUGUGAGGGCUUUGAGCAUGCAAAGAUUCCGGUUUCACUGCACGAUGCCAAGAGGAUCAUACGAAAGCUUGGUAUUACGUACAAGAAGAUAGAUGCAUGUCCGAAUGACUGCAUGCUAUAUCAGGGCAGCGAUCAAGAACUGUCUAGGUGCAAGAUAUGUGGGACCUCGAGAUGGAAGCAAAAGACUAGGAGGAAUUCCAUUGUCCGGAUCAAUGUGGUUGUUAAGAAGAAUGGGAAGCCGCAGGCAACGAAGGUUCUUCGUUACUUUUCCCUUGUUCCACGACUGCAGCGGAUGUUCAUGUCCAGUAAGACAUCUGUUGACAUGUUGUGGCACAAGAAAGGUCCUAACUCGGAUGGUUUUUUGAGGCAUCCACGAGACGGAGAGGCAUGGAAGGCAUUUAAUAGAAGAUAUACUCACUUCAGUGGUGAUCUACGCAACGUUCGCUUAGCCUUAGCUAGCGAUGGCUUUAAUCCCUUCGGAAAUCUCAGCUGA